AUGGAUGAAGCGGUUGCUUCUUCACCUUCCUCGCCCCCGGAAAACGGACAACCUGUCCAGACCUCCACAGCCGAUGACGCCGGCACGAAAACAAAGACCGACUUAACGGCACCCCCAAAUGCAGAAACCUUUCCAUCGUUGUCCGGACACUGGCUUUUGAGCUUUCUCGAGACGGCCGACAAUACUGUGCUCCUUGGACUACUCGGCGCUUCGGCGAUUCUCAUAUAUCUCAUCCUCGGGAGACUAGGACUACUUCUCAUCGGUCUGGUUUCAGGAUUCUUCUUUCAUGAUUAUUGGUUAGGACUCAUCACGGAAAAGAGUUCAGGAGAUGAAGGAAGUGUCAUUGCGUUAUAUUUCUCACGCAGGCGAAGAGAGCUUGGGAUUGAAGUCGCCUCUCGACUUCUCGACUGGAAACCUCAGAAUGAUGUUCUUAGAGGGGAUCAAGAAAGAGCCGAAGCUGCAUCAGCCGAUGGGGAUACGGCUGUAUUAGAUCUAUCCAAGUUUCCUCCCGCGACUGCUGCUGCUCUUACGGAGUUAAUAGAUUCUAUGAUGAAUGACUACGUGCUCCACUGGUACAAGCCUAUAUUGCCCACCGACGAUUCGUUCCCUCUUUCCUGCAGAAAAAUCAUUGUCAGAUUUGUUAACUCGCUUUCGACGCAUAUGACCCGUAAACGCUCGGCGGACACAUUUCUUCAGUUCGUUACCAAUUCGAGUUCCAUGAUUAUCGUGUUCCUCAACGAAUUAUCUCUUGCCUUGCCAGAGGCAGCCCCCGAUUCAUCGUCAACCGAAGAACAUGUCAGGCAAUACCUGAAAAAUUACCCUGACAGUAACCUAGCCAAUGUACUGUCAAUAGAUCAACAGCAGAAGAAAUUGAAAAUGGUCGCGGAUGAUGUGCUUUUCAACUUCUUAGACUCCUCUGUUUAUAACUGCGACACGCUGAAACAAUUCCUUCGCGGGAUCUUUGCCGGCGUCGUCCUUGAAUCAAUCGUUACGAGCUGCUCAAAACCAGACUUUAUUAAUAGCUGGAUAGUUCAUCUUUUGAGGGAAGGCGAGCCGCAGAUUAUGAAUGCGAUUGAUGCCGGGCUCGAAAGCGCCUCUCAAGGUGAUAUAGCUGCUCUAUCAGGAAUCGCAGGAAACGCAUCACAGGAUCUAGGAAUGGCCGUGCGUGGUGUGAAAGCAAAGAAGACGGCGCAUCACAAACAGGACAUUUCCAUGAUGCCUAAGUACGACAGUGAUGGGACCGUCCUAUCAAAGGACCUUUCUGAGGAAAAGAAGAACGGGGAGCCGUCCACAAAAAGUUUUCCAGGAACUGUGCCAAGCUCCACCGAAGGAAAAAAGUCAAAGGAGAACCGAGAGGAAGCCUCGCAACGGCUGCUUGAAACUGUAAGCCAGGAGCAUAGUUUGGCCGGAACAACGAACAUCGGUGCUCGAGAGGAAGUGGAAGAUGCUGUGCAUGUUCUAUACGGAGCUUCUGUAAUAGUUGACGAUGUUUCUAUGCCUGGUGAUAGGACAGCAAUGAAAGCCAAGCCGACGACUGAAUAUAUGCUUCAGAUAGAACCGGCUUCCACACGGUACCCGGGCUGGAUGAUCUUCCGAAGGUAUCAAGAUUUUGAGUAUCUGCAUGAAGGGCUCUCGACAUUAUCCAGAUACCAUCAUGUUCCCUUUCUAGACGUCCAUCCUGUGCUACCUAGUUAUCGUGACCAAACAAAGUCGUCGCUGGCGAAGGCACUGGAACGAUAUCUCCGGGAUGCAUUGGAACAUAGAGAAUUUGCUAAGUCUGAGCGCCUUAGACGAUUUCUCGAUAAGGAUACUGAACUCAGUCAAACACCGACUUCUGGAAAAGCGGCAUUCAAUCUGCGUGCGUCAAGCACGUUUGAGAAUAUGGGAAAGAACGUGUUAGGCGUCUUGUCGAAUGCGCCCAAGGGAGUUGCAGGAGGCGGUAAAGCCAUGUUAGAAGGAGUGACUGGAGUUCUCGCUGGUGCAAACAGGAGCAGAAAGAGUUUGGAUAUCACAUCGAGAGAAUCAAAGAACCCCUCGGCUAUUGACUUAAACGACUAUCUUGGUGCGAUCCAAGAACAUUCACCCGAGGCUAUCUCGCAAGAUCUAUCUCAAGGCCCGGGUAGCCCGACAGACACCGAUCAACCUGCCAGUGAAUCAUCUAGCGAUCCCAUCGAAACACCCAGAACAGAUGCAGGAGACCAGGGACUGGCUACAGAUCAAUCAUCAGAGCAGAUCCCUUCGUCGAACGCACAGAGUGGGUCAAUCAGCCCUAGAUCAUCUGCGGCCUCCCCGAUAUCGAUGACAAACCUUGAAAAGGACACUGCAGGUCUUGAGAUCCCCAGUGAUUCUGCCCAAGUGCAAGAGGGAGAAGUAAACACGGCAAAGUAUCGAAGAACGAGCGUUAACCAGCCCCGCACGACCUUAAAGCCUUCAGGAAAUCCCAUCACUGAAGACGAAACUCGCGUAGCCGUCGAGCUUAUAUUUGCGGUCAUUAAUGAACUAUAUACAUUGUCUUCUGCCUGGAAUUUCCGAAAGACACUACUAAAUGCGGCAAAAUCUUAUAUUCUACGCCCACGCAAUCCACAUUUGGAACAAAUUCGUGUCCUGGUUCAAGACUCGAUGAUUGACUCCAACACGACGGACGAAGCGAUCGCCGCCAAUCUUCUUAAAAUCCGACAAAACUCUCUACCCACGGAGGAAGAGAUGAAAGCCUGGCCACCUCCAUUAAGCAAGGAAGAAAGCGAUAAACUCAAGGACGAAGCGAGAAAGCUGCUGAUUGAGAGGGGUAUGCCUCAAGCCCUGAUGAGCGUGAUGGGUGCAGCAGCAUCUGGAGAAGCGCUAGGGAAGGUCUUUGAUUGUCUUCAGAUUGAGGAGGUUGGACGAGGAUUCAUGUUUGCUCUCAUUUUGCAGGCAUUAAGAGCCGUGAUCCUCUAA
Messenger RNA from Talaromyces amestolkiae, 2934 nucleotides. RefSeq lists its product as uncharacterized. The record is from RefSeq and is a predicted model, not a curated record. The coding region runs from base 1 to 2934 and encodes 977 amino acids. The transcript is spliced from 2 exons. Lineage: Eukaryota; Fungi; Ascomycota; Eurotiomycetes; Eurotiales; Trichocomaceae. Gene Ontology annotation, molecular function: phosphatidylinositol binding. Gene Ontology annotation, cellular component: intracellular membrane-bounded organelle.